Molecule: messenger RNA, 6904 nt
Organism: Protopterus annectens (West African lungfish)
Lineage: Eukaryota; Metazoa; Chordata; Ceratodontiformes; Protopteridae
Gene: ITCH
Product: itchy E3 ubiquitin protein ligase
Exons: 24
Coding region: 184-2841 (885 amino acids)
Biological process (GO): protein K29-linked ubiquitination; ubiquitin-dependent protein catabolic process; protein K48-linked ubiquitination
Molecular function (GO): ubiquitin protein ligase activity; protein binding
Source: RefSeq, a predicted model, not a curated record
GCCAGUUGUCGCCCCGAAACUAGGCGGUAACGUCACCUGACUGGUUUGGUCUUAACAUGGUGGAAGUUAGGUUUAAGUCACAGAAUAGGUGCUAAUACCAGCACCGGUAGUGGAACGUGAAAGAGGAAGGUGUUUUGGCUGCCAAGGUUUUUUUGAAGGCUUGUAGCCCCUUGUACCUGUGCUAUGUCCGGCAUUGGGCUGAAACCAGUCUCUACUAAUGGGUUUACUAUGAAGUCCCAGCUUCAGAUAACUGUGCUUUCAGCAAAACUUAAAGACAACAAGAAGAAUUGGUUUGGCCCUAGUCCCUAUGUGGAAGUUGUAGUAGAUGGACAGUCAAAGAAGACAGAUAAAUGUAACAAUACACACAGCCCAAAAUGGAAGCAACAUCUUACAGUAAUUGUUACUCCACAGAGCAAAUUAAAUUUUCGAGUAUGGAGCCAUCAAACAUUAAAGUCAGAUAUUUUAUUAGGAAGUGCAGUAUUGGAUAUUUAUAAUGAAUUGAAGAACAACAGCAUGAAAUUGGAGAAGGUUAUAGUUUCUUUAGACUUGUACUGUGACAGAGAAUCUUCAGAGUCUAUGGGAGAACUUUCUGUUUGCCUAGAUGGACUACAAGUAGACCCUACACUUCUGACAAAUGGAGAUGCAAUUUCUGUAGCAACAAAUACCUCAAAGAAUGUAAAUUCUAGAAGAAGCAGUGAUGCUUUUGUAAGGACAAAUGUUGACCCACCUGCUGUGGAGCAAGCUGAGGAUCAAAGUUUGCUUGAAAAUGGUACAGUAAGUGGAAAUAAUUCUCCUUCUCUUUCUGCUGGUGUUACCAAACCUGGUAGACCUCCAAGGCCUUCUCGACCUCCACCUCCAACCCCACGUAGACCUGUGUCAUCUACCCCAGGUACAGUCUUUGCCAAUGGUCCAUCCACCUCCACUGAGAGCAGUGUGCCAAACACAGGCUCAAAUUCUACAACACGUGCACCUUCACCUUAUUCUGAUGGAGCAUCAACAACUGAUUCUUCAGCAGCUGCAGCGGGAGUACUUGACCCUCCAGCAGUAGCGCCUAGACCACCAACAGAUGUAAAUGCCACACAGAGGCUUAGCACAGUAAACCAGGGCUCUCUUCCAGUAGGGUGGGAGCAAAGAGUUGACCAGCAUGGCCGUGUAUAUUAUGUUGAUCAUGUAGAGAAGAGAACAACAUGGGACAGACCAGAGCCACUUCCUCAAGGCUGGGAACGUAGAGUUGACAAUAUGGGAAGAAUUUAUUAUGUUGACCAUAUCACCAGAACAACUACAUGGCAACGACCAACUGUGGAGUCUGUCCGAAACUAUGAGCAGUGGCAGUUACAGCGCAGCCAGCUUCAGGGAGCAAUGCAGCAGUUUAAUCAGAGGUUCAUAAUUGGGGGGCAGAAUGUGGUGGAUACAGUUCCAAAAGCAGAAUUUGACCCUCUUGGCCCAUUACCACCAGGAUGGGAAAAGAGGACUGAUGGCAAUGGUCGUGUGUAUUUCGUGAAUCAUACCACACGAACCACUCAAUGGGAAGAUCCUAGAAAUCAAGGGCAUUUGAGUGAAAAACCUCUACCAGAAGGAUGGGAGAUGAGGUUUACAGUGGACGGUGUACCAUAUUUUGUUGAUCAUAACAGAAGAACUACAACUUACAUAGACCCCCGCACUGGAAAAUCAGCUUUAGAUAAUGGACCUCAAAUUGCUUAUGUGCGAGACUUCAAAGCCAAGAUUCAGUACUUCAGAUUUUGGUGUCAGCAACUGGCUUUGCCUCAGCACAUAAAGAUCACUGUGACCAGGAAAACCUUGUUUGAGGACUCUUUUCAACAGAUCAUGAGUUUUAAUCCUCCAGAUCUCCGGAGACGGCUUUGGAUCAUCUUCCCAGGAGAGGAAGGUUUGGACUAUGGGGGUGUGGCAAGGGAAUGGUUCUUUCUGCUAUCCCAUGAAGUCCUAAAUCCAAUGUACUGUCUGUUCGAAUAUGCUGGCAAAGAUAACUACUGCCUACAGAUAAACCCAGCAUCAUACAUCAACCCAGACCACUUGAAAUAUUUCCGAUUUAUAGGCAGGUUCAUUGCUAUGGCAUUAUUUCAUGGAAAGUUCAUUGAUACUGGUUUCUCUCUGCCAUUCUAUAAAAGGAUUCUAAAUAAGCAAGUUGGAUUAAAGGACUUGGAAUCCAUUGAUCCAGAAUUUUAUAAUUCUCUCAUAUGGAUAAAGGAAAAUAACAUUGAAGAAUGUGGUCUCGAAAUGUUUUUCUCUGUCGAUAAAGAAAUUUUAGGUGAGGUCAAGAGCCAUGAACUGAAACCUGGUGGCAGCAAUAUUCUGGUGACUGAGGAGAAUAAAGAAGAAUAUAUUAGACUGGUUGCAGAAUGGAGGCUGUCCAGAGGUGUUGAAGAACAAACACAGGCUUUCUUUGAGGGGUUUAAUGAGGUUCUUCCACAACAGUACCUGCAGUAUUUUGAUGCAAAGGAAUUAGAGGUUCUUCUUUGUGGAAUGCAAGAGAUAGAUCUGAAUGACUGGCCGAGGCAUACUAUCUAUCGACAUUACACCAGGACAAGUAAGCAGAUCAUUUGGUUUUGGCAGCUUGUUAAGGAGCUUGACAAUGAGAAAAGAAUGAGAUUGCUACAGUUUGUCACUGGGACAUGCCGGUUACCUGUUGGAGGAUUUGCUGAUCUCAUGGGGAGUAAUGGCCCACAGAAGUUUUGUAUUGAAAAAGUUGGAAAAGAAAACUGGUUACCAAGAAGUCAUACAUGUUUUAACCGUUUGGAUCUCCCACCCUACAAGAGCUAUGAACAAUUGAAAGAGAAGCUGCUUUUUGCUAUUGAGGAAACAGAAGGAUUUGGGCAAGAAUAAUCACUGUACUGUUAAAUCAGAAUCAUUGAAUGGCAUAGGUUCUGCACUUUUUUAAAUCGUGCGUCUGCUUCUGUUAUAAACAUUGUCUUAAACCAGGCAAGGAUUGUCUUCAAAUGCAGGGUGUUCUUUCCAUUGUCUUGUACAAGGACCAGUAUAUGUACAUGAAGUUUAAAUGCAGGCAUGCUUUCAUGUAAUUGUAAAGCAUAAUUACUUGAUAUCAGUUUGAAUCAUUUCCUCAUUGCUUGCUGACUCUGUAGCUCCUGGAAAAUAUGUAAAUAGUCAGGUUUUCAUGUCUGAAUCUUCCACCUAAUCAAAGCUAUGUAUGCAAAGCCACAAGACAGAUUUUUUUUUUAAUUUGUACAGCAGACAAAUAUCUUUGGAGUGAUGAGAGUGUGUUCUACAAUUAGUGCUUUUUUAACCUGAAACUGUAACAAGAAGCCCUGUGUGUAACUCUGAAUCUGUCCAGAACCCCACAGAGAAGAGUUUGUAUUUGGUGUUAGAAGAGAAAAAAAUUGAAUACACAACAUACUGCAUACAACAGGGUGAACUAAAACAAUGUAGCACUUGCUUUGGUACAAGUAUUUCUUCUAAAAUUCUCAGCAUUGCUUUAGUGGUUAACCUGGAUGUGAGCAUGCCUCUGUCUGCCUCAUUCUUUAUUGGGAUUUUACCCUUUGGGAAAAAGAUGCACUGAGGGAAGCACCUUUUUCCUUAAGUAGGGUGAGAAUUGGGGACCAUUAUAACUAAAACAAAUAGUAUCUAAAUGUGGUCACAGUGAGACACUGAGGUUUUGUUCCUGGCACAGUUUGAGGAAGCUAGUCUUUAAGUAGAAAUGUGAGCAUGUUAACCUCAGCAUUUUACAUGUCCUCUGAGAAGAGUAGUUGAGGAAAAAACUGUUGAAACAGCACUUCCAGAAUAUGAAUCUGCUGCCGGGAAAACUAAGAAAAACAUAGCUGUAGUUCAGAUAAUCUUCAUGUUCAUUAUACUGUUAUUUAGAGAGCAGGACAUGGAUAAACACAUUUUUAUGUAUUGCUGACAUUGUUGGUAUGUCAUAAUUUACUAAAUCUGACAUGAUUAGGUAGGGGUGAUACUUUGUGUUGAGUACAGCAGAGAAAGCAAAGGGAGAUAGAAUUGGGGUUUAAUACAGCUAACGUUAUUUUAAGCUUCUAAUUUUAAAUUAAAAAAAACUCAGGUCAAGAGAUUAGUACAUUUUCUGCAUAACUUGAGUAUUUUAAUCUAUAUAACUGGAAUUUGUCAUUUUUUUCAGUCUGUAAUUGCUGUAGAAAAAAAAUGAAAUCUCAGAAACAUUACUGUUAAACUACAGAGAACUAUUAAGAAGCACCAGACUUGGGUACAUUUUUAGCUUAAAAGUACAUAUUCAGAAGUAAGCUAACAAUGUUUAUGUGAGAAAUGAAUUUCCCUCAUCUGUUUGCCUUAUUGUAAAAUAUCUUUAGAACAUGUUAAAUUAAUCUUGGGGAAGAAUCACAUCACAGUCUUCAAUGUAUAUGGGGAAGGAUGUUAUUCACGUCACCCGUUUUCAUUUUCAGUCAAUUCUGCAUCUGUAGUAAUGGUGCUUUGGGGUAGUAGACACACAGUACAGUUGUUCACAGGUCACUUCAUGUAUAUGUUUUUAGAUAUCAGGUUUUUCUUUCUGAGCACACAGAUAUGUGAAGUAAGCUUUCAUGCUGCAUUUCAUGUAAUGGUUGUCCUUUCUGUAUAUGUUGACAGUUUGUGAAAAACUUUUACAAGGAUCUUUGAAAUGGGUUAAAUUUUCAAUAAUGUAAGUGGUUGUGUUCUGCUAAGGUAGUAUUUUAGAUCAUCACUGCUGUCAUUUUUAGGUUUUAAUGAAAAUCAGAACAGUGUUAUGAGGUUUUGCAUUACUGUUAUCAAAAUGAAAAAAUAUAUAGUCCAGCUGUCAUUUGUUUUAGCUAGUCAGUGGGACAGAUGUCUAUAUAUUCAGAAACACUCCUUUUGCACCCAUUAGCCUAGCAGAUGAAGAGGGAAUGAUGUAUACAACUCAGUGCAGGAAAGGUGACCAGGUUGUGGAGAUCAGAGUUGCAUGAAAAGUGUGAUCUUUUAAACCUUUCUUCCUUUAGGGAAAUAGUUACAUAGCAACUGAAAUGAGUAAUGCUUUAAUUGUUGUAGCUCAUCUUUCACACUACAUAGCAAGUACUGUUGAUGUAGAGUAAAAUCUUAAGGCCUGGGUGACCAAAGUUUGAUUAACUACUUUGGUGUUUGAUGAUACUGGCAAGAGAAGAAUGGUUAUACUUAUCUUGGGGGAGGAAGGUUAACAGGAAGGACAUAAAGUAUCACAGUCCCUCAGAGGGGGGUUAGCAGUGCAGAGACUAUCGUGUGGGAGCGGGCUUUCAUCUCCCACAACCACUGCUUGGUGAUGGCCUUCAAAAGCAGGUGUGCAGGAGCAUGCACAGAGGAACAUGUAGUGGGUCAUGUAAUACAGGAAGCUUCACCCUGCCUUAGAGGGUGGGAUUAGGAUAACAGAAAACACCCUCACUUUUAAGCAAUGGCACAGGCAGCAAUCAUGGCUGCCUGUAUGAUGGAUAUCGCCAUCUAGGUUUUCUGGGGUAUUGUUCAUCUUACAAAAGAAUGGAUGACCCAAGUCUGAUAAGGGAUGACUUAAAUGUUCAUCAGGUAUAGGGCCAGAGAUGAAAUAAAAAGAAAUGUUCACACUGCAAUGUUUCUCAUUGUGAAGACCAUUUGAGUUCACCUCUCCAAAGGCUUAUAAAUGCAGUAAUGUGUGUGUGUGUGUGUGUGGGGGGCGGCAUUUCACUUAUAGUGGUACCUAUGGUAAACCAAAGAGUUCUCAAAUCUCCAUAGGGUUGUUGCAUAGCCCCUUCUGUUGGCUUUUGUGAGCCUUGUAAAUAGUGAAGGCUUCCUUCUCCUCUGCCGUUGCAAUUGUUUCAUAGUACUGCAUUGGUGUUUGUGCUAACAGGGCUACCAUUAGUACUUAAAAAGUGUAAAUAAAUGGAUAAUAGAAAAAGAUAGAGAUUUUUCUGUAUAGUCAAAGUCUGUCUUUUUCACCUUACUUUGUGUCUGGUUUCAAAAGAAAUCCUCUCUAUUUCCAUUGGUUGCAUCUCUACUUUGCACCAUUAAAUCAUGUGUAAAUCAGUGUAGUCAUUUUGUAUGUUAAGAUGUGGUCCACUGUUUUGUUUUCCUGUAUCUGAUUCUAUUGUAUCACAGUAGUUUAAUGCCCACUGAUGUAGAGGCAGAAAUAAGAUGUAAAGCUUUUUAACUGUUUAACCCUUGGUAUGUGGUUGCAGGAAGCACUAGGGCACUUCCAUACCUAAAUCCUGUAGGGGGAGCAUUAAGUGCCUAAAAUGGUGGUGCAUUUUUCUACUGUAGUGCAGAGCCUGGACCAAGAUGGUGUAUGCAUCAGACCCAUUUUGUUUUAUUACCUGAUUAAGAUGGGACUAUGGAAAACUCUUAAACUGUUCUUGAGUACCUCUCCUAGACAGCCAUGGGCAUGAUUAUGUUUUGCACUGUGCAAUGAAUCAUUGUAGUAUUUACAGAGAAAUUUAUUUUAAUUACACAGCAUUAGUAGACUGUGGGAAAUAAACUGGGUGUAACAUUGUGAGAUAAUGUACAGUACACAAUAAAAAUGGCUAUAGACCUUGUUCUGUUAAGUAUAUGGAUAGUGCUUACAGCUUUUAAUUGUUAAAUAAUAUAAAAUAUGUUUAAAUUGUAUAAAUUUAACUUUAAAAAUAAGGCUUUCUGCCCUAUAUUUUUUAAAAUACAGAUCAGCUCUACUUGAAAUAGCCUGGACUCUAGUUUUAUAGAGCCUGGCUGUUUUAAUAUUUUUAUGGGUGAAAUGAUUAGUCCUUAAUGGGGUCAAUGCCUGUAUCUAUGUGUAUAUACUUUUGGAUCUGGAAGGGAUUUUUUUGUGUGUUUGGCCCCACAGUAAUAUUAAUUUAAGGUAGGCAUAUUUAAUUUGAGUCUAAACUGCUGUAGAGUGGAGAAUGUAUAACGUAAAGGGCUGGACAUCCUGAGGACUGUGUUAGUCAAAGUUGUUAUAAUCAUGCAAAUAAAAUAUACAAUUUAUUGAAGGAAA